Orcinus orca (killer whale) is the source of this 4644-nucleotide messenger RNA. RefSeq names its product chromosome 1 C1orf167 homolog (gene C1H1orf167). NCBI's taxonomy places the organism in Eukaryota, Metazoa, Chordata, Mammalia, Artiodactyla, Delphinidae. The record is from RefSeq and is a predicted model, not a curated record.
GACAGGAUGGUGGGAGGUUAGAAGGUCAAGGACUCGCAGACCAGGAGUUGGAGGGAUUGCCCACGUGCAGGGUGAAACCACUCAGAAGUUAGGCGUGUGCUGCAGAAAGUGACAGUGAGCUGGGAGCUGAAAUCGUCAAGGAAUAAAUGAUGAGGACUUCCUUCCUGGCCUGCCUGGAACUUCGAACCAGAGCAUUUUAGAGAGGAGAGAGGGAGAAUGGUCGGGAAGGGGUGACUGGAAGCAAAGAGGGCGCCCCCUCCUGCCUAGAGUUCUGAGAGAAAGAGCCCUCACCUGACAGGGCUGCUCAGGAAGCAGGGUCCACAGGGAUCUGUCAUCAGUGUUAGGAGUGGGUGCCGGAAGACACGAGAAAAUUACAAGGGAAAGGGGUGGUACAGGGGUUGGGGAGAGGAGACCCCAAGGGGCCCUGAACAGGACAGCCGGGGCUGGACCUCAGGGCAACCAGGGAUGCUGGGGAAGCGUGGGAGUGGGGACCAGGGCUGGGCGUGGCUGGGUAGGAGGCGGGCACCCUAUCCUCACCCCUCAGAGUCCCCCUAAUCAAACAGGACCGGCUGCGGUGUGGACCAAGGUCACUGCCACCCUGGCUUUGCCCUGGAGCCCAUGGAGCUGAGACCUGACACCAGCCACAAGGAGAAUGUGCCCCCCAGGCCGGCCACCCCCCUGAGGCCAGGCAAGAGGCUCAGGGGGUCUGGGUCAGAGGUGGCAGGAGUGAGGUCCCCUCGGGUAGCAGCCCAGCGGCCCUUUCCCAGACAGCAAUGGAGACUCCGGAAGAGCCUGGCCAGUACACAUGGCCGGUGGGUGCCCGUGGGCCAGGCCGAGAGCAGGGGGGCUGCCACCACACCAUCCCCGGGGGCAGCGCUGUGCCAGGAGCCCUGCCGAGUCCAGAGCAACCUGACCAGCCCCAGCCUGGGCCUCACCCUGAGGGACACGCCCGAGCUGACCAACUCAAGCUUCCGACAGCAGAGCAACUUGCAGCCCCUGGCCGGGAGGCCCCAAGGAACAGCCCAGGCGUUUGCCAUCCAGCAGAGUGACCUGAGCAUCAGGGAGACGAGCGAAAGCUUCUGGCCGCACGGGAUGCCCGGGGGAAGCCCUCUACCCCGAGGGCCAUUGGCCUCCCCAGCCUCCCACCCGAGGUGGUCCCGGCUGCUGUCCACCAAUACCCCCUGCCCAGACAUUGGGCCCGCUGCAGGCCUGGGCCCGCUCGAAGGGCACACACGGCUGGACCCCAGAUCCCAGUGUGUCCUGGGGGGCUGGACCUCCAGGCUCGUGGGGGAACCCCUCACCCUGGAGGACCUGGCUGCCCCUGCCCAGAGCCGGACUCGGGCUCCGUCCCAAGUUGCCAUUCACCAGCUGCUGGCCUCUGUGCAACGCCUGGAGCGUGAGGCAGUCCGUCUCAGGUGCCAGGCAUCCUGGGAACCCCCAGGCCCUGUGCAGCAGGAGUCCUGGACCAGAGCCGGCCAGAUACUCCCUGCUCACCCCCAGCCCAGCCAGCCUGUUCUUGCUUCCUGGGAUGAGAGGAGGAAACAUACCCAAGGUUUCAGGGAAACUGCAGGUUUCCCGGAAGCACCGGGGGUCCAGGAUGGUCUCUCAGACUCUCAGGCAAGCAGCAAGUCUGCAUCACUGGAGACUGCUUUGGAGAUGCUUCCCGGGGUUGCCCUUGACCCUGAGCAAGGGGUCCUUCCUGCCCACCCUGUAAGACGAGGAGAGAAGUGCUCCCCAGGGACUACAUACGGCAGGGGACAGAGGGAGGACCUGCUCCCUCAAGGGGCGGGCAGCAGGGAGGCCAGACUCUGCCCUUCAGCCUCGUCCAGUUCAGCCCGGGGCAUCCUCCCUGGGCGGGAAGGAGGGGACAGGACCCCGCGGGAGCAGGUCGGCAGCGAAGAAGAGAGGCCGGCUUCCGGUCUGCCAGACACGGCGCCCGCGAGGAGUGCCCUGCAGGGAGAGGCCAGAGGGACCUGUAAGGCUGUCCUGCAUUCAUUCCCCUGCCCCCAGGAGCUCUCUUGUCUGGGAUUUCCAAGGCUAGCCCUCCAUAGAGGGAAGUUCUCCCGGGGUCCAGCCAGCUCUCCUGCCGCAGCGUGGAGUAUCACCCUCCAUGCUGGAAAGGCGACGCGGGUGCUGCUGAGCCCCCAGCUCUCCCUGGGACUGGGGACCGGGCCCAUCCCCUGGUCAGCCUGGUCUGUCCCCAGCCAGCAGUGGCUGUCCAGAUGUUUCAGAGCGUGGCGGCACUGGGUGCAGAGGCGGCGGGCAGUGGCAGCGGCCAUGGUGCUGGGUUGCCGGCAGCUGUUGCGCAGGGGCCUACGGGCGCCGCGGUGGACACUGUGGCUCCGGGAGGCCCAGCUGGAGGCGGCGUGGGGACGACACACGCAGGCCCUGCUGGCGCGGACCUUCCAAAAAGUUAGGGGCCUCCAGGUUGGACCGUGGGGGGGUGACGAAGUGCCCGUGUGUCUGGGGAGGAGGCUCUCCUGGGGCGCAUCUUCCUCCUGUGAUGCAGCCUGGGUGUCCCCACUGGACACCCGGCGCCAGAGGGCCUGGCUCUGCAGGUGCUUUGGGGCCUGGCAGCGGUUCGCACAAGGAGGGACCCGGUACCGGGACCACAUGGCCACGCGGGCAGGGACCCUGAGGAUGUGCCUGCAGCAGUGGGUGCAGACGAAGCAGCUCCAGGCCUCAGAUGGGGCGAAGGUGACCCAGCUGUCCCUUUGUUGGCGGGAGGCAGGUGAGCGAGUGGCGGACCGAGGGGCUCCCUCUCUCUCCCACCCCAGCAAACAGCGUCACUUAAGCUCCUUCUGCAGUCGCCCAGUUGAUUUAGGGAUGCUCGUGGUGGGAGGUGAUGGGAUCGGGAGUUUUCUCGGGGAUGCGGCCUGGCAGGCCUGGGAGGGUCCGGAGGGGUCCCUGGAGCAGCAGGCUUUGGUGGGCCCCAUCCUGACCUCCAUCAUGAGCUCCUCUAGGCGAGAGACCUGUUCAAUCUUCCACCUGGAAGAGAUGGAGCCCCUGCUUCUGGGAAGCUUCUGCUCAGACCCUGGGGGGGCCACAGCCCACAGCCUGGGGGUGGUGACCCAGGCCCAGGCGCUGCCCCGGGAGCAAGGCCAGGGCUCCCUGCAGGAAGCUGGCCGGAGGCUGGCCCUCCACCGGGCGCUGCUGCUCUGGAGGACGCAGCUCUCCCAGCGCCAGCGGGCGGACUCCUUCUUCGAGGGCGUGCAGCAGCGGGCGCUGCGUCACAGCCUGAGGGGUUGGUGCCUGAGGGCGCGGGAUCUGGGCAGUGCCAGGACCACCUUGGCCCCAGCGGUUCUGGGCGGUGUCCUGGGAGGAAAGGCCCUGCCGGGCUGCAGGACACCCCGCAGCUCCCUGGCAGGUGAGGGGGAGAGGGUGGGGAGGGCUGGGAAGGGGAGGGGAGGGGGGAGGGGGGUGGCAGCACCCAGGGCACCCAGGACUCCACAGCUCCUUCCCCAGGCUUCCCGGGCCCCCGCCCUCCUGGAGGUGUUCCGGGUGAGCUUUCUGUGGGCAGCUGGGCAGCAGCAGCAGGGGCGGCACCUUCUGCUCUGGCAGGCACAGGCCCAGCAGUCCCGGGGCGUGGCAAGGUGGCAUCAGUGGGGAGGGGAGGGGAGGGGAGGGGAGGGGAGGGCCGGGCUGGCCCAGGGUGGCAGUGACCACCUGAGGGUGGACACUCCCCUUCCCAGCAACCUCCUUUGCUGGAGCCACUGGGCAACAGCCCAGGGGGCCAGGAGAGAGCUGGCUGCCCGCCGGGCCUGGAAUCAGAGCUGCAGGGCCGUGCUGGGCCUGUGGCGGCAGCAGCUGGUGCAGCAGCAGGAGACGGAACAGUGGGCCCGGGUGGGAUGGGGACUGGGCCACUGGCACUGCUGCUGGCAGAGGCCUGCGCAGGAGGCAGCAGCUUGUCAGAGACCCACGGCGGCCGGUCCAGAGCAGCUCCUACUGCAGAGCCACUUCCAGGCCUGGUGUGGAGUAGCGAGAGGCACAGGGAUGCCCCGGGCCAAGGGUCCAGCCUUCCAGGAUGGCCUGAGGAGAUGGGCACCAGGGGCCACAUUUGCCAGUGAAGCCCCAGAAGCUGCAGCCCGGCCUCAGGAGCAGCGCGUGGCCCAGGCCUCCUUCUCCUGCUGGAGAAGCCAAGAACAGGGACGCCAGGUGGACAGCAAGCUGAGGAGGGCCGGGCCCAGCCGGCCUCCGUUGCAAGGUGACAGAGAGCCUCCCCUCGGCCCUGCCUCCCAGCUCCAGCUGCUGGAGCGAGGGUCAGCGCCCUACGGGGCCAGAAGGGGACCCAGCUCUGAGACCAAAGACCUCGAGGGCAAAGGCGAGGCCGAGCAAAGGUGUCUGGGGUGGGAGCAGAGUGUGUGCGAGGAAGUACCUGCAGCACUGGCGCCUUGAGGCAUUGCUUCGCCGGCUCCGGGGUUCCCUGCAGGCCGCCCGGGCAGCUGCAUGGCAGCGCUGGCUCAGGCAGUGGCACCUGAGGCGGGCCUGGUGACGGCCUUUGAAACACGGCACCAGCGUCUGGCAGCCAGGGGCCUGAGGGGCAGAGCCAGCAGCAGUGGGAGGCCUCGGAGCAGGCAGGAAGCCACCAGAGCCCCUGUGCUUGGUGGACUUGGGGUGAAGCAGGGGGCCCAGCAGCAGCUGUGA